UAUUAAGGCAAACUCCUCCUCAUUAACGCGCGCAAAUUCCAUUUUGAUUUCAUCAUGGGCUCGGGACUACCUUCUAUCGGGGAGCUCCAGCGUCCAGAACGUUUACAUGAUGUUCUUGCACAAGACAAAGUGGAUGAUUGCACCCCAUGCAGGGUCACUGGAGCUGCUGCCUUUAUGGGGCUCGGUGCGUACAGUUACUACACCGGGCAUUCACAACUCAAAAUGCAGGAAUCUAAAAUUCUUGCCAGCAAAAGUGCCUUUGGGCUGAGAGCUCGACGAUCGGGAGUCACUGGAAUAGCUUUAACCCUUGGUUUGAUGGGACUGUACAGACUUGUCAACUAAGACAGCUUCAAUUAAGCUGUCCGUCAAAUCAGCUGUACAGGCCAUUUCUGGAUCUGGCAAUUCGGCCGAAAUGGAAAGUGGUUCUCAUAACCAGUUCGUUGCACCUGGUGGACGAAUUUUUACACCACAUUUGUUGACAACACAGAUGUCCUUACACAUACAACUUCCUCUCAACUCAGAUUUACUUUUUUUCAACGACUU
Messenger RNA from Mollisia scopiformis, 543 nucleotides. RefSeq lists its product as uncharacterized. The transcript has 4 exons. The record is from RefSeq and is a predicted model, not a curated record. NCBI's taxonomy places the organism in Eukaryota, Fungi, Ascomycota, Leotiomycetes, Helotiales, Mollisiaceae. Bases 55 to 342 code for a protein of 95 amino acids.